Messenger RNA from Marmota flaviventris (yellow-bellied marmot), 888 nucleotides. Lineage: Eukaryota; Metazoa; Chordata; Mammalia; Rodentia; Sciuridae. The record is from RefSeq and is a predicted model, not a curated record.
AUGGAGCUGGUCCAGGACACCUCCCGUCCUCCACUGGUCAAUGUGAAGGGGGUCCCGCUCAUCAAGUACUUUGCAGAGGUGAUGGGGCCACUUCAGAGCUUCCAGGCCUGGCCUGAUGACCUGCUCAUCAGCACCUACCCCAAGUCUGGCACCACUUGGUUGAGCGAGAUACUGGAGAUGAUCUAUCAGGGUGGUGACCUAGAGAAGUGUCACCGGGCACCCAUUUACAUACGCGUACCCUUCCUUGAGUUUAAAUGUCCAGGGGUUCCAUCAGGUCUGGAAACUUUGAAAGAUACACCUGCCCCUCGGCUCCUCAAGACACACUUGCCCCUGGGCCUGCUUCCCCAGAGUCUGUUGGAUCAGAAGGUCAAGGUGAUCUAUGUUGCCCGCAAUGCAAAGGACGUGGCUGUCUCCUAUUACAACUUCUACAAAAUGGCCAAGCUGUACCCUGACCCUGGCACCUGGGACAACUUCCUGGAGAAGUUCAUGGAUGGACAAGUGUCCUAUGGGUCGUGGUACCAGCACGUGCAGGAGUGGGGGGAGCUGAGCCUCACCCACCCUGUGCUCUACCUCUUCUAUGAAGACCUGAAGGAGAACCCCAAAAGGGAGAUUAAAAAGAUCCUGGAGUUUCUGGGGCGCUCCCUGUCAGAGGAGACAGUGGAUCACAUCGUCCAGCACACAUCCUUCAAGGAGAUGAAGAAGAAUCCCAUGGCUAACUACACCACCAUACCAACUGAGAUGAUGGACCACAGUGUUUCUCCCUUCAUGAGGAAAGGUGUGUGCAGGGACUGGAAAUCCGUCUUCACUGUGGCUCAGAAUGAGCACUUUGAUGCCCACUAUGCUGAGAAGAUGGCAGGCUUCAAGCUCAACUUCCGCUGGCAGCUCUGA